AAAAAACCGCCGCCGCCAUCGAAGGAGAGGCACAGAAGCGGCAGUGCGCAGGCGCACACGACUCAAGGCUUCCCUGAGGCGCCAAAGGCUACUCCUCUGCUUGCGGGAGGUCGCUGUUGCUGCGCUAUGGCUGCGGAGUCCGCCUCCUCCUCCUCCUCUGCUUCCCCGAGGCCGCUGCAACCCGUCACUCACCUCCUCUUCGAUAUGGACGGGCUCCUGCUGGAUACUGAACGUCUUUACACAGUUGUGUACCAAGAAAUCUGUAAACGGUAUGGAAAAUCCUAUACCUGGGAUGUGAAAUCCUUAGCAAUGGGCAAAAAAGCAUUAGAGGGAGCAAAGAUCAUUCGAGAUGCCCUGGAUCUUCCAUUAACCAAAGAAGAGCUACUGCAUGAAUGUCAAAUUAAACAGGAGAAACUGUUUCCCACAGCAGCACUCAUGCCAGGAGUUGAAAAACUAAUCCGCCAUUUACAUCAACACAACAUACCCAUAGCUGUUGCCACCAGCUCAUCCCGAGUGACAUUUGAAAUGAAAACUAGUCGACACAAAGACUUCUUCAAUUUAUUUCAUCAUAUUGUGUUGGGAGAUGACCCUGAAGUGAAGGAUGGCAAGCCACAGCCUGAUGUGUUUAUAGUUUGUGCGAAAAGAUUUAAUCCACCACCACUUCCGGAAAAGAGCGAGGUGGAAGAAAAAUGCCUCAGAGGAAUGCCUUCUGUGAAUCGUACUGUAUAAAAGCAAAUAAAGAAAAACACCUGCUGCCAGCUUUGGUGUCAAAAUAGAGCUAGCUGUUUCUGAAACAAUUGAUAUUGCCAAGUAUUCUAAUUAACGACUUGCUGAGGUGUAUUUAAAACAUGCAAAUGCAAGAGUUUUGACUUUUGUAUCCAUUACUGUUUUUCUUCAAAUAGCCUUAACUUUUGUCCUUGCAUCUAUGUUGCAAAUGAGUUUGUUUCCAGGGAGUUUCUCCAUUGUACAACCUCAGGACGUAAUAUCAAGACCCAAUGGUUAGGCUGCACAAAAUGGUCACAUUCAAAUGUCAGACCAGCCAAAGAGUAAUGACACAGUAAUUAAUUUAAACUUUAUGAGAAUUCAUUAUAAGGCAGAUGUUAGUUGAAGAUGAACAUGUCUAAUGGAUUGGAUCCAAACAGCCUGCCAUAAAUCUGUAGGUUUGUAUCUGUUCAAGAUGUCAGCAAUCCCAGAUAUAGCCCUAAAGGGUCAGGGCAAGUGUGCUGUGUGAAAUAUACUGAAGAUUACCCCCUGAGUAAGAUAGCAUAUCUUUUGUAUCCAUAACAAGCCCAUUCUUCCAAGUGGCUUUUGAGAGGUAUGGAAGAGAUGCAGUCAUAUGCGUUGGCUAAAGGUAUGUAAAGCCAGCUCAAAAAGACUCAAUCAAUUCUAUGGCUUAGAAUCUAUUCUUCAAGGCUGCGAUUCUUCCUUAAUCCUCAUUUUUUUUUUCAUUUAGCUCAGUGAUGGCAAAACAAAUUCUCAUUGAACUAUGUUUUAUUAAGUGUGUCAGAUUCUGAAUCUUUUUCACUUUCUCAUCAUUGGGGAACAUGGGCAUCAGAUUGUCUCCCACCUCUCUCUUAAUUUUUAAAAAUGUACAUAGCUAAAAACAUUAUCUUUCAGAAAUGCACACGUACAUAUAAAAUGGGAGAAGAUGUAUAAAAUAUGUUCAUAUUUCCAUGUGAGAAAAAAAGUGCAAAGCCUUGCAACCCAGUAUUAAGCAUCACACACACUUUAUUAGAUAGUCAAAGACCUUUAAUUAAACAAAGUAAAAUUGUUUAGAAAAUAUAGUAAUUCGCCAAUUUAUAAUCACAAAAUACUGCCUAUACCAAUUACAACAGCAAAAGAAAAAUCAGACCCAAAAAAGAGUCAAUCUUUUUGGACUAUAAUAAGGGGAAGUAGAAAAUCUAAGGCUAAACCAGCAAAUUGCCCUGUGAACUCGUUUAAAAGGUUGCUCCUUUGAACUAAAUUAAUGGAGUAGACCUCUUCUUUGGAGAUUCUCUUAGAAUCUGCAAGUCCAUCUAGUUUUUGUCUGAAAGUCCACACACACCAGAACUUUAUAAGGAUUUUUCUGCGAAUGUAAGGACCACUGCUACAUAUUUCUAUAUGAAACUGUGCUGUUAUCCUUUGAUGAAUUUGUACUGUAUAUCUGAAUUUGCUUAUUAUUUUCCAAAACUCUAUUAUACUGAUAAGUUUCCUCUUAUGGUGACUGAAACUUGUGUGGUUUUGCAAGACUGUUCUUGCUCAGUGAUAGAGACUGUUCAUAACACAUAGACAUGCACCCCUCGGGAAACCAAAAAAGCGAUGUUUUUGUUCUCUUAAAAUCCUAACUCUUUAUACAGUUAACACAGCAGGAUAUCCAAACUGCAAAUAUUGUUGCUAUUUAAAAUUCAUUUAUUCAUUAGUACUUCAAUAGGGCUGCAGUUAAGUGGGUCACUCAAACACAUUUCCCCCCUUUUAUAGUAGAUAUUCUGUACAUCAAAAGCAGAAAAUAAGAAAACUUGAAUAAAAUGAAAGCUUUAUUAUGGCACAUUACCAAAAUGAUACACUUCUAAUUUGCAUCUAUAUCUAUAAGAGACAAACUAUUUUCAGCACAUCUUGUUGGCAUGUAGCUGUACAUCUUUAAAGGCAAAUCUCAUCAACUAUCAUAACAACCUAUAAAGUUUAUAUCAAUACUUUUAUAAACCGCUGUUUUGUGAUGUUAGAUGUGUCUUCCCACAUCUCUAUCCCCAGAAUAAAGUUUUCUUUCUGCCUGACAUUUAAUAAAUAUCGUUUAAUAAAUAUAGUUGAGCUAAGGCAGUCUGCUAGUGGUUUUUGAGAAAUGAAAAAUGUAUAUGUGUAUAUUUUAGGUAAUGAAAAGCUGUCAGAUUUAAAGAAACUAUGCAUGGCUUUCAUUUUUAUGAAUGAUUUUUAUAAAAAAGAUCAACACAGUUUGUGUAGCUUUAAUUCUAUUUUAAUAUUGUAUGUUCCGUGAUAUAAAAGAUUUAAUGGUUUUUUAAAAAAGUGUGUUCAUAUUUUAAUGCAUUUGUGCUAUUUUUGAUUUUGUUAUGUCAUGUUUUGGUAUUACUCCACCCUGGGUCCACCUGGGGAGAUAGGGUGGAAUACAAAUAAAUAAU
Messenger RNA from Anolis carolinensis (green anole), 3110 nucleotides. RefSeq names its product pseudouridine 5'-phosphatase (gene pudp). Gene Ontology annotation, molecular function: phosphatase activity. Bases 127 to 729 code for a protein of 200 amino acids. Lineage: Eukaryota; Metazoa; Chordata; Lepidosauria; Squamata; Anolidae. The record is from RefSeq and is a predicted model, not a curated record. The transcript is spliced from 4 exons.